Dentiscutata erythropus is the source of this 1080-nucleotide messenger RNA. NCBI's taxonomy places the organism in Eukaryota, Fungi, Glomeromycota, Glomeromycetes, Diversisporales, Gigasporaceae. The record is from the annotation of a GenBank genome assembly.
AUGCCAAUGUUUAAGAAAAAGAAAAAGAUGGGCUCUUCAACUUCAAAGUUGAAAUAUCCUCAUUUAGUAGCAUCAAAAUUUCCAAUUAAUGAUGACGGUGAAACUAUUACUUUGAGCGAUGGUAGACUAUUGGGAUAUAAAGAAUACAAAUUUUCCCAUACGCUAACUGACAAUACUAUAUCUCUACGCAAUCAAGAAUUUGUGAUUCUUUUAAUACCUGGACUACCUGGUUCAAGAUUUUUUACUCAUCCUUCAAUACUAACAAACACUGACGAUGAGAAUAUUAUUAUUAAUGAGAAUGAAAACAAAGUGUUAAUAAGAUUAUUUGUAUUGGAACGACCAGGAAUUGGACUUUCGACAUUUGCUAAAAGAAAUUUUAUCGAUUUCGCUAAUGACAUAAAAGAAUUUUGUCAGCAAAAAAAUGUUAAAAAAUUUUCUUUAAUGGCUUAUUCCGCAGGUGGUCCUUAUGGAUUAGCCACUGCUUACGUUCUAGGUAAACCAGAUGAUAAUGAGGAUUGUCCUACACUUAGUAAAGCUGCAAUUAUUAGUUCUGUUGCUCCAUAUCAUGCUACUAAUGCGACAAAUUCCAUGGAUUGGAGACUUAAAUUUGCUUGGUGGUUAACUAAAAAAAGUCCUAGUAUAUUGUCAAUUAUAGUACGUCUCGAAGCAAAAGCUGCAUUAAGUAAUCCAAUAAAGGCAUCUUCUGAAAUUCAAAUACUCGGUCCACCAGCGGAUAAGGAAGUGUACAAUAAAUAUCCUGAAAUUGAAGAAUUAUUUGUUAAAAGUAUUUUAGAAUUGUAUUCUAGAGGCCAAGAAGAAACUGAAUGUUGGGAAUAUAGUUUAUGGGGAAAGGAUUGGGGAUUUAAUUUAAGUGAUAUUGGGAAAGGAAAAGAUGGAAAAAGAGGGGUUAAAUGUAAAGUUUGGCACGGUGAAGAAGAUUAUGGAUCUACUGCUGCUAUGGGUAAAUAUAUUGCUGAUCAAAUUGAAGGAUGUGAAUCUUGUUUUGUUGAAAAGUUGGGACAUAUGGUAUAUUUUACUGCUUGGGAUGAGAUUAUUGAUUGGUGUAUUGCCGAUCAAUAA